Crotalus tigris (Tiger rattlesnake) is the source of this 2515-nucleotide messenger RNA. It is a transcript of the gene IFRD2, whose product is annotated as interferon related developmental regulator 2. NCBI's taxonomy places the organism in Eukaryota, Metazoa, Chordata, Lepidosauria, Squamata, Viperidae. The record is from RefSeq and is a predicted model, not a curated record. The transcript has 12 exons. Bases 207 to 1520 code for a protein of 437 amino acids.
CUCCAGCUCCCAGAGGGACCGGCGGCGCCAGCGACAGCAGCACUCGCUUGGCGGGGGAAGAGAGCGAGUGAUCAAUCAAGGAAAGGAAGAUGGUGGUGGAGCGAACGGCGUGGUUCCCCUGUGAGGCAGCGACUGUACCCGUCGACCCACAACGUAGAGGCGCCGCUCGGUCAGAAACCGUCUCCUGAUAACCGCUCGAUUUAGCCAUGCCCCGAUCACGCCGGGGAGAAGGAUCCCGCCGAGGCGGGCGAGGUGCUCGUAGCAACCCCAAGAUGGAGUCUCCAGCAAGUGAUGAUGAAGCAGCUAGUGAAGUGCUCAGUCAUUACAGCAGUGCCAGUGAAAGUGCCAGUAUAGCUGAGGAAGUGACUGGAGGGGAAGCAGUAGAUGAGCAAGCACAGCAAGAGGAAAUGGAAGAUAAAUUAAAAGAAUGCAUCGACAAUGUGAUGGACAAAAGUGCCAAGACCCGGCAGGUUGCCCUAGAGAGCCUGCGGCUAGCAUUCUCCUCCAAGACGCUCUUUGACUUCCUGUUGGAACGCAGGCUUACCGUCACGGAUUCCUUAGAGAAGUGCCUGAAGAAAGGUAAAGGGGAGGAGCAGGCCCUUGCUGCUACCGUUCUUACACUACUGUGCCUUCAGAUGGGCUCAGGGCCAGAAGGGGAAGAGAUCUUCCGCAGCCUGAAGCCACUCCUCAUCACCAUCCUGACUGACUCCUCGGCCAGCCCCGUUGCUCGGCAGAGUUGCGCAACUGCUCUUGGGAUGUGCUGCUAUAUUGCUGCUGCGGAUAUUGAGGACCUGGUAUCCUGUCUGGUCUGCCUGGAAGGUAUCUUUGGCACUUCAUGCAGCAAGGAUGCCAGCUUGGCACCCUCCCACCACAGUCCUCUGGUCCAGAUCUUGCAUUGCAAUGCACUUCAGUCUUGGUCGCUGCUCCUCACCAUCUGUCCAGGCACCCAGAUUAAGAAGAUCCUGGAUGAACAUUUACCUAAACUGCCUCUGAUGCUCUCCAGUGAUAAUGUCAACCUGCGGAUUGUGGCAGGUGAAACAAUUGCACUUCUAUUUGAACUGGCCCGAGACAUAGAGGAGGACUUCUUUUAUGAGGAUACUGACCUGCUGUGCACCAAACUAAAAGCCUUGGCCACUGACAGCAACAAGUAUCGAGCCAAAACAGACCGACGCAAGCAACGCUCCAUCUUCCGCGAUGUCCUGCAUUAUAUUGAGAAUGGGGAGUGCCAUGAGGAGACCAUCAAGUUUGGACUGGAGUGCAUGUAUGUGGACAGCUGGGCAAGGAGAAGAACAUACAAUGCCUUCAAAGAGGCUCUUGGUUCUGGUGUCAGACACCACCUGCAGAACAAUGAGCUGUUACGGGACACAUUUGAGCUGGGACCGCCACUAGUCCUGGAUGCAGCCACUGUUAAAGCCAGUAAGAUCUCACGCUUUGAGAAGCACCUGUAUAAUUCUGCUGCCUUCAAAGCCCGAACGAAAGCAAGGAGCCGUGUUCGAGAUAAGCGAGCUGACGUCCUCUGAGGGCUUGUUUCCUUCUCCCCUUCCUGCCUUCCAUAGAAGCCAAUGAACUACGACAGACCUGGACCACUGUGAACUUUGCAAGUGUGGAGAGAUCCUGAGGCAGAAGCCCCCACAUGGCCUCGACCCAUUGAAAAAUUGGGCUUGGGCUCUGUCCCCCUCAACAACAACCCCCCCCCCCACUUUCUUUGGGGGCUUUUAUAUAUGUACAGAAUAAUAUUUAAAUGUCUUGGAUGUUUGAAUUAUGGUGGGAUGACAAUGGGCAGGCGCCAUUUUUAUUUUUUUAACCAAAAAUUUAAGCGAGGUUAGGUGGUAGGGAGAUUCUUCUCUCACCCCUGCUGCUUUUUUUAAGCCAGUAAUUUUUUAACCCCCUUUCCCCCUAUCUCCAUUACUGAAUGUAUUAAUCAAAGACUGAAUCUUCUCCCUUUGCCUCCUGCAGUUGUGAAUUUUCCCAGUGAGGACUUUGGUGCAGAAGGUAGUUUUAUGAUAAGGUUAUCAACAGCAGCUUCCAAAAUGGAGGCUGCAGAAGGAUUGGUUUGAGGUUGGGUGCCUUGGGAUUUUCCCCUCUGGUGUUGAAGGUAUUUUGCUGUGAGAAGGAUGAAAUGUACUUUAGAGAUCAGUGUAGAUGAUUAAAAGUUAGGCUUGAUAGCACAUGAAGAAGUUAUACCUCUUCUCUAUUGACACAGUUGGUUAACAUUGUUGGCCAAAUUCUUAUAUCCUAUUUAUCACCACUUGUCAUUUUCUUCCUGCUCUUUGGGAGUCAGCUUUGUUCCUCACUUAUUUAUUUAUUUUUAAUGGGGAACUGCUCUAUUUCGAUGACAAAAGGAGAAGUCAAACAAAGCUGGGCUUCAGGCUGAAAAGAGUCUUUUCCUUGUGUUUGGGGUUUUUGGUAGGCCUGAGCAUUCCUCUUUUCUCCACAUAGGACGAAUCGACCCUGUUGUGAGGAAGUUCUGUGGUUUGUGGUCUGGUAAAAAAAAAAUAGGCCUUUGACACCAUAA